Cladophialophora psammophila CBS 110553 is the source of this 2355-nucleotide messenger RNA. RefSeq lists its product as uncharacterized. Lineage: Eukaryota; Fungi; Ascomycota; Eurotiomycetes; Chaetothyriales; Herpotrichiellaceae. Bases 1 to 2355 code for a protein of 784 amino acids. The record is from RefSeq and is a predicted model, not a curated record. The transcript is spliced from 5 exons.
AUGAGCAACGAUGUCUUUGAAAUUCCAGCUUCAACGGAUAUAUCAAUCGAAGAAUCACAGGGUGAUGGUCCAGAAACCGCCGCGUCUCCCGUGGAGGCACAACCGAAACUCCAAGGCCAGCGGCAUAGAAGGACGUUUGCCGACUUCGUUGAUAUCCUGCUUAAUCCCCUCGGCCGGACGGUUAUCUUAACGUACACUUACUUGCGGGCACACAGUCCGCUGUCCAAGAGCGGAAGCUCGCAGUUGAAGCAUACGUUCUUGAGGUCUGAGCCAGCGUACCAGCACCCCAGUGCGCAACAGGAAGCGGACGUCGACCAGAGUUCCUUCACGGGAUGGCAAAUGUCACUGCAACUAGGCGUUUCUUCCCCGUCAAAUAUUGUCUUUCUAGCUCCUCGAAAGACAGUUCUCUGGUGGCUGAUGGGCCUCAGCUCUAUACCCGUCCACCUCCUCCUCAACUCGGCCUUCUUCGCUUCGCUUCAAUCGAACGACUACGGAAUAGUCGUGGUGGCAUCUGACUUCAUUGAAAGCUCGCAUUGGUCUCCUUGUACGGAAAACAACAGCAAAUACCAGACGGAUACAUGGACCUCGCUAACGUGUCCUAUUUUCACAGAAGCUACGAGUGGCGACGACUAUGAGAACCUUGAUAAUCACGACUGUAUUUUGCGAUAUUCGAAUCCCUUGCUCAGUAAAUAUUCCAACGUGGUCCUCGUAUCGAACCUGAGAUCUUCGGAUCGCAGUAACAUGUCGACCUCCAGUUUCGCCGGCUUGGACAAUUUCAAUUUUACCGUCGAGAAUUCAUGGAAUAAUAUUGACUCCGGCUACAUCCACCUUGGUUCUCGACUUGAGCCGGAGCUACUAAAUUUGUCAGCUCUGUUUGGAGUUUUCGACUCACUCGAUUAUCGAGCAUGGCGUUUAGGCGGCGGUCAGACAAUAGAAUGGUGGGAUCAAACCACAUAUGAACCGUCGUCCUGGAUGUGUCAGUGGGACUAUUCUUUGCCAUGCACUAGCAACGCAGCGCUGCGGAAUGAAUCAGAUUGGAGGGUCACUCUAGAUAACAUCCCCAUCGACCAUUGUUUGAGCAAAAGAACGGCAGACAAAGUCUGCUGGCUGCAAUAUAGCGGUCUUAUCUUUAGCAUCAUUGUGGGAUGCGACAUCGUCAAGGUUCUUGUGAUCAUACAGGCUCUGCGUUCGAUUAAAGAGACCCCUCUCGUGACGAUUGGAGAUGCCAUCGCUGUUUUCCUCAAUAUCCCUGAGCCUUACACCAUCGGAAAGUGUCUUACAGACCAGGAAAGGGCACUACUCGAAUCAGAUUUCUUCUGGUUUUCGCCGCAUGACUUUGAAAGAAUCGUCGGUGAUGGUACAGUUGCUACUAUCUGGUCGCAACAUUUUGGUCCUUGGCCGACAGCGUGGGUGGUGCCAAAAAAGCGAUGGUUCAGUGCUCUCUCGAAACCAAGGUGGGUUUCUUUCCUAUUCUUCCUCCUGCUGAUAUUUGUUGGUGCUGGAUUGACGCUUGCUGGAGGUCUUGUAGACCUCGAUGACCUCGCGAUAGGAAGUGUAUGGACUACUGGGCUUAUGUCGGUAAAUCCAAAUGCAAUUUUCCAAAGCACAACAUCCAGCGACUACGGCACGGAUACCGGCUUCAUAUACCAAGUUCUCCUGGUCAACACACCGCAAUUGCUACUGAGCUUUUUAUAUUUUAUGUACAACGGCAUUUUCACAACCAUGCACGCUACGCAGGAGUUCGCGGGAUUCGCAACCCAGCGCAAAACUCUACGAGUCAGCUCGCCCGAGCCUGGUCAACGAUCAACCUACUGGCUUAACCUGCCAUGGUCUUACAGCAUUCCCUUGCUCAUCCUGUCGAGCAUCCUCCACUGGCUGCUAGCGCGCAGUCUAUAUCUUGUCAAUAUCAAUGUUAUCGAGCCUAACGGGAAUUGGCAGCAAUGGCGCGAUAUUACUGCGAUUGGCUUCAACAAUCUGAUGCUGCUGCUCGUCAUGGUUCUUCUGCUAUGCAUGCUGUUGUUUCAAAUCGCCUGCGGAUUUCGAAAGCUUAACGAUCCGAUUCCAUUGGUUGGAACGGCCAGCGUUGCUACAUUGCUAUGUGCUAUCAUCCCAAUGAUCCGAAUACCGAGGCUGUCAAGCCGCUACUAUGGGGUGUCACGCAGAGACCUUUUGAUGGGAAACCAGGACACUGCGCGCUGUCGAGCGGUCUGGUGGAGACUCCGGUCGCAGCAGAGAUUUACAAAUAACUCUUCGCGCGAAAAGAUAGACAAGCAACAGGCUUGCCUGGUGGCCCUGACGAAUGGCGAGGCAUGGGCAUUUGCUCAACCUGCUCGCACGGUCCUGGGCCUGGGGUGA